Setaria italica (foxtail millet) is the source of this 1225-nucleotide messenger RNA. Its product is annotated as probable calcium-binding protein CML22. NCBI's taxonomy places the organism in Eukaryota, Viridiplantae, Streptophyta, Magnoliopsida, Poales, Poaceae. Gene Ontology annotation, molecular function: calcium ion binding. The record is from RefSeq and is a predicted model, not a curated record. The transcript is spliced from 4 exons. The coding region runs from base 200 to 1096 and encodes 298 amino acids.
UGACGUUUCUUCAGAAUUACUCCAGGUGGUUACGGAAGGAAGGUUGAAAAGGCAUUCGAGUAUCCAACCAAGAGGCAACUGCAGGAGGAGCUAUCACGUCCAGGCUGUUGAGUGUUGAGCCAUGGCAUCAGAUUCUGCCUCGCCUCCUGCCGGCGCUGCAGUCUGAUAGAGAUUGCUCACACGCGGCUUCGUUCAUAUCAUGGCGAUUCGCACGCAAACUCUUCAGCAGGCGGCGGAAACGCUUUCCAUCCCUUCUUCUCUCUCAGGUCAGCUGAAUCGGCGGCCAGUUGCAGCGAUGGGGAUAGUGGCUUCCAUGUGCAUGGAACCCAUCAAGCGCCGGCGAGUGGAGAAGGACCUCGACGACAAGGUGGCGGCGGCGCUCCGGGAGCGGGCCAGGUCCCGGCAGCGGACGUUCCGGUCGGUGAACAGCAUCACCAUGCGCCUGCCCCGCUUCAAGGACGGCCUCCGGGACAUCAAGGACGUCUUCGACCAGUACGACGAGAACUCCGACGGCACUAUCGACAACGAGGAGCUGCGGCGCUGCCUGGGCAAGCUCCAGGUCCAGAUGUCCGACGAGGAGGCCGACGACGUGCACCGCUACUGCGACAUCGACCGCCGGAACGGCAUCCAGUUCCAGGAGUUCGUCGUCCUCCUCUGCCUCAUGUACCUGCUCUUCGGCCCCGACGUCACGCGACGCGUCUCCGAGUUCGAGUCGGCGAAGCUCAACUACGUCUUCGACGAGCUCAUCGACGCUUUCCUCUUCUUCGACAAGGACGGCGACGGCAAGAUGAAGAGGAAAGACGUCACCCAGAGGAUGAACGAGGAGUCGCACCAGGAGAGGACACCCAGCCACAUCACGGCGCAGCUAUUCAGUACCACUCUCUACUCCAGCUGCCAUUCAUUUCAUCCCUCUCUCUCUCUGCUUGCGUUUAUUUUAAUUUGCAGAGGAGAUGGACAUCGACAGGAACGGGAAGGUGAACCUCAAGGAGUUCCUCUACUCCAUAAUCAGAUGGGCAGGCCACGAGACCGAAGACGACGCAAGCAACGAGGGCUCUCCCUAGCGUGUCUUCCUUUUCGCCUCCGUUUUAACCGAUGACCAUCCAAUUGCAAGUCCAGCUAGGUUCAAAACCAAAGGGUGACUUGUGGUGGUGUUAUCCUUUCCAGAUCGGAUGGUUCAUGUACUGUUAUAUGCAAUAAAUACAAAAACACUCGGAUUUUGGAGAAA